Molecule: messenger RNA, 255 nt
Organism: Cotesia congregata
Lineage: Eukaryota; Metazoa; Arthropoda; Insecta; Hymenoptera; Braconidae
Source: the annotation of a GenBank genome assembly
AUGAAAGACUCCUUUCAAUUCGUUGAGAGAAUUAAGUCUGUGUUGGUGGAUGAUGACUACUUACUCAUUUCUUUAGAUGUAGUUUCAUUAUUCACUAAUGUGAAGCAAGACCUAAUAAUUAACAUCAUUAAAGAACGGUGGAAUGUCAUAAAAGAUUUUAUCAAUUUGGACCAAGAUCUCCUAUUAGAUCUCGUGAAAUUUUGUUUUCACUCUGGAAAGAAGGAUGCGGGAUGGGUAGUCCAGCAAGUCCCGUGA